This is a messenger RNA of Plutella xylostella (diamondback moth), 4664 nucleotides long. RefSeq names its product basic helix-loop-helix ARNT-like protein cyc (gene cyc). NCBI's taxonomy places the organism in Eukaryota, Metazoa, Arthropoda, Insecta, Lepidoptera, Plutellidae. Gene Ontology annotation, cellular component: transcription regulator complex; nucleus; cytoplasm. Gene Ontology annotation, biological process: regulation of DNA-templated transcription. Gene Ontology annotation, molecular function: protein dimerization activity; DNA-binding transcription factor activity. The record is from RefSeq and is a predicted model, not a curated record.
AUUCUGAACUAAUAUCAUCCGAGCCCGACUUCGUCGUGGUAAUCAUAAAAAUAUUCAAAAUAAGUUUUUUUUAUUUAAUACCACGCAACAAUAAUACUCGUUAUUUAAAAUAGGUGAAGGUUUACAGGGGUCCCCUUCCGCAGAUGCAGUAUCUAUUCACCACUUCUGUAGCGCGAGGACGGAUCCCGGCCAUCUAUAGAUCUCACGAUAUCCCUCUCCUUGCUGCUUUUCUUUACAUCUCUAUAGAGUCAAACCUAGUUGGUCAUGGUCACUUUGUCUGGUAGUAGGGGGUCUCAAGGCGUGGCGGAGCUGUUGGGCGGUGCCACGGGGCGGAGUUACCACCGCAAACACUUUCUACUUUUGCGACUUAACUAACCUACUUUUACGCAACCACGAGUAUCGUCGUUAAAUCUUUCCCAAUACAAACGCGUAACUCAGCUGCAGUAAACACACAGCAUCACUAUUACUACUACUAGCGGAUACCAAUUAAUAUUUCAAUGUAAACAAUACCAAGAAGUUCCUUGUAAGUUGUGCGAAGUACCUGUAGACCGGGGGUGGGUCGUCAAAGGGGCGACAAGUGGUCGGCGUCAGUCGCAGUUUGGCAGCGGCGCGUUACACACGUGCUUGCACCAUGGCCCGCCACUUCCACCGCCAGGACUCGCUGCCGUACAUGCAGCUGACUGAGCUGCACCCUCCGCCGCACUACCUCCCGCCGCAACCCUGCACUCUGCACCAACUUGGUCCGAACCCGAGCUCGGCGGCGCCGUACGAGCUGACGAGCGCCUCCGGGGGCGACGAGGCGACGGGAGGGGGCGGGGGCGCGCUGCACCCCCCGCCCCGCGCCCCCGAACAUGACAUGCGCAAGAGGAAGAGCCAUCACUUUUCCUACGAGGAUGAAAACGCUGAAGAUUCCCGAUCUGCCAGAUCAAUGCCAGAUAAGAAACAAAACCACAGCGAGAUUGAGAAGCGUCGGCGUGACAAGAUGAACACGUAUAUCACGGAGCUAGCUGGCAUGGUGCCUCUGUGCGGGGCUGCGGCGCGCAAGCUGGACAAACUGACCGUGCUGCGGCUGGCCGUGCAGCACGUGCGCGGAGUGCGCGGCGCACGCGCGGCCGGCCCGCUCUCUGCGCGCGCGCGCCCGGCCUUCCUCUCCGAGCGUGAGGCGAACGCGCUCUUGUUACACGCCGCGCACGAUGCGUUCUUGUUUGUGGUGGGCUGCGACCGCGGUCGGCUGCUCUAUGUGUCUACGUCUGUGCGGAACAUGCUACAUUAUGAUCAGGCGGAGCUGGUAGGUCAGAGUCUCUUCGACCUGCUUCACCCGAAGGAUGUCGCCAAGGUAAAGGAGCAACUGUCCUCAUCAGACCUAAGCCCCAGGGAGCGGCUCAUCGAUGCAAAAACCAUGCUCCCGGUGAAGGCGGACAUGAUAGCGGCCGCAUCCCGGUUCUGCCCGGGCGCUCGCCGUUCGUUCUUCUGCCGCAUCAAGUGCCGCAGCCUGCGCGAUGGAGGCGUCAAGGAGGAGGCCCAGACCUCGACUGGUACUAGGAAGAAGCAUUCUGAUAGAAAGUACGCAGUGGUCCAGUGCACAGGUUACCUGAAGUCGUGGGCCCCGAUGGAAUUGUGCGAGGAAGGUGGAGGCGGCGCGGGGGAGGUAAUCGACGAGGGUGAUUCCAGCCUGUCUUGCCUGGUGGCGCUGGGCCGGGCGCUCCCGGACCUCACCCCGCCCGCGCCCCCCGCCCCACCGCACCUGCCCCUGCCGCUGCGCCCUCUGCAGUUCAUAUCCAGGCAUGCCACUGACGGCAAGUUUCUCUUCGUUGAUCAGAGGGUGACGUUAGCCCUCGGGUUCCUGCCUCAAGAGCUGGUGGGCACCAGUCUGUACGAGUACGUGGGCGCGGGCGCGGUGGGCGCCGUGGCCCGCACGCACCGCGCCGCCCUGCAGCGCCUGGCGCCGCUGUCUUCGCCGCCCUACGCCUUCCGCCGCAAGGAUGGCUCGCUCGCUACCAUCAGCACUACGUUCAAACCGUUCAGGAACCCGUGGACCAAAGACAUCGAGUGCCUGGUGGCCAACAACAGCGUGGUGACGGAGGGAGACGCGGCCGCCGCCGACCUGGCUGCCGCCGACUAUGAGCUGUUCAAGCACGAGCCGGACAUGGCGAUGCAGCGGCUGAUCGACUCUCAAGUGGAGUCGCACAAGAUCGGCAGCGCGAUCGCGGAGGAGGCGCUGCGCCGCUCGCCUUCGGGCCUGUCGCCGGAGCUGCCGCCCGAUCUCCUCCACGACGUCGUGUUUUCGCAUCCGACAUCCGUCAUGGAUAGCAUACUCUGCGACUCUUACACCGAGGUGCGCAACAACGUGCCGCUGAGCGCCGCGGGGGCUUCUUCACCGCCUCCCGGGGGGUCAGGCGAGUCCCCCGUGCCCCCCGUCUCGCCCCCGCUGCCCCCGCUCGGCCUCGACGGCAAUGGGGAGGCCACGAUGGCGGUAAUCAUGAGCCUGCUCGAGGCAGACGCUGGGCUAGGCGGACCUAUCAACUUUUCAGGACUACCCUGGCCAUUGCCGUAGGAACCAUGUUCUUUUCAUGAGUAGAUGUUUUGUUUAUUUAUAUGAAUUGUACACUUUUUAUUCUAUGUACCUAUAUAUGUUUUUAUUAUAUUAGCUUUACAGUUGCGUUUUAGAAAUUUAUCGCCAUGAAGUUUAUAUUUUUAUUAGGUUAGUUAAUUUCGUUUUUUAUUGUACUGUUUACUUUAAUGUAAUCAAAGUGUUUUUAUGUCUGUCUCAUUAUUCCUUUUUACAGUGCAAAUAGUGAGGCAUGUAAUUGAACGGCAUAGGCAAUUAUUUUCUAUUAUUGACGGUUAUUAAAUUAUUAGUUGGUAUUAAGAGAUACAUAAAAAAUAUUUUUUUAGAAUAGGUAGAUAAUCUUCUUAAACAGAUCGUGCAAUACACAGCCUUUUGGCUAUAAAUUUGUACGAAUAGGAAAAAAAAGGUGCAUAUUGGUGCAGAAUAAAAACCAUAUUAGGCUCAACCAUAAAACAAAAGACCAGUACAGUAGUAUUUUAAUCUACGAAAAUUCUUAUAUCUAAAUUGUUUAAAUUAAAUGUAAAAAAACGCUAAAAUAUACACAUGCUUUAUCUGUUUAUUAAAUAGGUAAGGAUACCACAUCUUACCAUAAUUUAGUUUUGAUAAGUUAAGUCGCAGUUACACAUUAUUAAACACUGUGUCUGAUCCGGCGACACCUCAUUAUUAUGGAGUGAUCAGUCAAGUAAAUAAUCUGACACAGCCAUCGGUUUUCGCCGAAGAGUUUUUUAUGUUGUUAAAUUUGGCAAUUUUAUUUUAUGAAAAGAAAUGUUACUGCAACUAAGAAUCUUUAGGAACCACAUGAUAAAUUUACUAGAGAAAAUUGUUUGGAAAUAUUAUACAAUUUUUAAUGUACAAAGUAUAUUUUUACCUCAGUUACACUUUAUUUUAAGUCAGAUUUACUUUAUACUUGUUCGCAUAUAUUUUGAUAGUAUACGUAGUAAAAGUGAUAGAUAAAUGGUGUCGAAUGACCUUAAGAGCUUAGUGGUAAAUUGUGGACAGGGUUUAGCUUAAAUGGAAGGAAUAGUUCGCAAUCGAGCGGCAGUGACACUUGCUAUAACUAUAACUUCCUCUGGGUUGACCGGUAGAAACUGCUUUUACCAUUGCCCGCCCUUUGCAUAUAAGUACUUAAUAUAUUUGUGCUUGUGCAUUGAAAAUAAUAAUAGCACUACAUUUAGCUUCAGUAUUCCGUACGGAAAAGGCCCCAUGAAAUGUAUGUGAGUUAUCGAUAUACUCAAAUCAAAAGUAUAUUUUUUUAAAGAAUUUUCGGUCAGGAUUAUAUUUGUACACUUGUCCAAAAUUAAUAAUGCACAUGCAGAUCUUCACACCCUAUCAUUAAAUGGUAAGAGCCUUAAAAAAACACUUGCAUUUUGCACCUUGUUCGAAAGAAAUAGGACUCAAUAUCAUGUGUCACAUAAUCGAAAACAACCGAUCUGUCAAAGAUUUCUAUGCGCAUUAUCAAUUUUGGAGCACUGUACUAUACUUUAUGUUGGCAAGUGUCGCAUCUCUGCCGCUCCAUUGCGAAUUUUGGAAUGUAAUACCUAUAUAAAUUUUGUAUAUUUUAUCAAUGGAGACAUUAUACUUACUUUACUUAAACGUUAUGUUGUUGAUAUUAUUAUUUUAUCAUUGUUUUUGAAUAUACCUAGUAUAGUUUCAAACAUGUAGAUAUUUUGAACCUCGUUAAAGCCAAAAAUAAAUAAAUCGAAGAUAUCUUACCCUGCUUGCGAUGACAAAGAAUUGGAUCUGGCCUAUAACUCACAAUUAGCAAUUACAUAAGCAAUGCACAUUGAAAGUAUUGCUAUUUGCCAUACACAGUAAGUAUGUACAUAAAUUGGUUAUAAUGUGUUGAAGCCGGAACCUUUCCUUUGUGCCAUUCCAACGUAGCAAGAGUAUCACAGUCAUAGCUGCAUAAGAUUAAAAAAUAUUAUGUAAAAGAGGUAUUUUAUAAAUGACUGCAAAAUAGUUUAUGUUUUAAUGACUGUGUUAUACUCUUAUUGAUAAGUUUGAAACAGAAUAAAUAAACCGUGUCCAUUUUCGAAAGUCAGUAAUUUUUAUUGUUGUUAGUAAAACAAAACUAUAAUAAAAGGUGUGAGUUUAA